UUUCUCUUGUAGCAAAAACGUAGAUGAACGCUGUCAACAUUUUGGCGGAGGUUGGCAGUUCCCUGCCAGACCGCUGGCCGUUGAUCAGCUGGUGAGGCUAACAUUAGCCUGCUAGCUGGCUAACGAGCUAGUUGAGUAGGCUAUCCCUUAGUCGAACAUAGAGCUUUUUGAUUUACCGAAAGCUUACUGCGAUUGAUUUUUGACAUGACAGCCAUCUCCAACAUAUAACGUAUCUAAUGUGACUAUAAGACCACAGGUCAAGCUUGCCUUGAUGUGAGACAUCUUGUAGAGCAUGCAGCCAUGAGCUCUGCCUUGUGGAGCCAGGAGAAGCCCAGUGGGGGCUUCAGGGAGGACUGGCGCUUCUACAUGGUGGUGAAGGAGUGUACGGUAGAAAAGCCUCCCCAGAAGACCCUAAGGAUACCCCGCGGCAGUCUAGGCCAAGCCUGCCAGGAACGCAACAGCCUGGGGCGCACAUUGCCUCCAAGCAAGGGCAAGAGGAGUCUCCGCAUCCUGGACCAAACCAAUGUGGUGCUUAGCCUGGACGAACGGGAUGUUCUGGAGCUGGAUGAGAAGCUGGCCGAGCUGCUUUUCCCUAUCACCAACUGUGAAGAGCGAUAUGCCCUGCUGUGUAACAAGCCUCGCUUGGAGAGUGCCCGCAACAUCGAUUGCGGAUCAAAGGUGCAGGUCCAGCUGCGCUCAGGGGAUGAUCCCCUGCCAGGGGUGGUCCGAUUUAAGGGCUCGCUGCUCCCUGACAGGGCCCUCUCAGGAAUCUGGUUUGGAGUGGAAUUGCUGGAGGAGGGCCGGGGCCAGGGCUUCACGGAGGGUUCCUACCAGGGCCGGCAGCUUUUCCGCUGUGAGGAUGAGUGUGGUGUUUUUGUUGCCCUUGAUAAGCUGGAGCUGUGGGAGGAUGAGGAGGAAGAGCUGGGGGAACUGGAGGUGGACCAUGUCACUCUGGUGGAAGAAGAGCAAGACUUUCCUCCACUGGAGAUAAACUCCAGGGUCCUGGUACAGACCAGGGAGGGACCUGAGAGAGGCACCAUAAUCUUCUGUGACCUGCUGCCAGGCAAUGAGAGCCUGGGCUACUAUGUGGGAGUUGACAUGGACAAUCCUAUUGGGGACUGGGAUGGUGUGUUUGAUGGAAAGCUGCUUUGUAAUUUCGCCAGCUUGGAGCACACUCGUCUUGUCCCCAUCUGUGACGUAAUGCCAGAAUAUUCCAUGCAGGACCAAAGACUGCAAAAGCACAGUUUUGCCCCCAGAGGCACCAGCAGUGACAAGUCCUCGUCUGGCCAAAGCAAACCAAAGAACAAAGUUGGGGAAGAUCCUGCCAAGUCUCUCACAGACACACCCCCUGACUUCAACCAAGCCUCCCCGCCCUCCAGGGCCCCACCCUCUUCCUCUUUGUCCAGUGAUAACAAGUUUCACUCGCUGCCCUUCAGCCUGAACCGCAAGACUGGGCCCAAUGGCAGUAUGAGCCAUGGGCCUCUCUCCCUUUCUGUCCAAUCAGUGAUGGGAGAGCAGCCCGAGCCCCCACCCCCACCUGCUGCCCCUCCUUCACCGCGGCCCCCCACGCCUCCCCGCGGGCAGUCCGGUCUAGAGGUGGGCUCUCUAGUGGAGGUGAAAGAGAACCCCCCUCUGUGUGGGGUCAUUCGCUGGGUGGGCCUGCCCCCCGGUCUACUGGAGCCUUUAGCUGGGCUGGAGCUGGAAGAAGAAUGCGUUGGUUGCACAGACGGCACCUUCAAGGGCACACGCUACUUCAGCUGCCCGCCCAAGAAAGCCCUGUUUGUGAAGCUAAAGUGCUGCCGCCCUGACUCCCGCUUCCCCUCCCUGCACCACUCGUCAAACCCUAUAGAGCGCUGUAACUCAAUCGCUUUUGGUGGUUACCUGAGUGAGGUGGUGCACGAGAACACUCCUCCGCGUACAGAGAAUGAUGGUUUAGAUGUCAUGGUGGGGAAAAAGAAAGGCAUCCAGGGCCACUACAACUCCUGCUACCUGGACUCAACUCUCUUCUGUCUUUUUUCUUUCAGCUCAGUCUUGGACACUGUUCUGCUUAGGCCACGCUCCAAGACAGAUGUGGAGUAUUACAGAGAGACCCAAGAGCUGUUACGCACAGAGAUCGUCAACCCCCUGCGCAUACAUGGAUAUGUGUGUGCCACCAAAGUGAUGAAGCUGAGGAGGAUUCUGGAGAAGGUGGAAGCUGCCUCUGGAUUUACCUCUGAAGAGAAAGACCCAGAGGAGUUCCUCAAUAUACUUUUCCACCACAUACUUAGAGUGGACCCCUUGCUCAGGCUAAGGUCUGCUGGGCAGAAGGUCCAGGACUGUUACUUUUAUCAGAUCUUCAUGGACAAGAAGGACAAGGUUGGAGUUCCUACCAGCCAACAGCUCAUUGAGUGGUCCUUCAUCAAUAGUGACCUCAAGUUUGCUGAGGCUCCAUCCUGCCUUAUCAUCCAGAUGCCCCGCUUUGGCAAGGACUUCAAAAUGUUCAACAAGAUCUUUCCCUCGCUUGAGUUAGACAUCACAGACCUACUUGAAGACACUCCAAGGGAAUGUCGAAUCUGUGGCGGUCUGGCUCUCUACGAGUGCCGUGAGUGUUACGACGAUGGGGACAUCACUGCUGGCAAGAUCAAGCAGUUCUGUGAAAAGUGCAAUACACAGGUUCACCUCCACCCAAGGAGGAAGGCCCAUCGGCAUGGCAAACUGUCCGUCCCCAAGGAGCUACAAGAGGGUGUGGGCCGGCAGGGUAACUUCCCUCGCCAGAGGAUGGAGCUGUUUGCUGUGCUCUGCAUCGAAACCAGUCACUACGUGGCCUUCGUCAAGUAUGGCGCUGCGGAUUCCGCCUGGCUUUUCUUUGACAGUAUGGCAGACCGUGAUGGUGGGCAGAACGGGUUCAACAUCCCACAAGUGUCUCCCUGUCCAGAAGUUGGGGCCUACCUUAAGAUGACCCCCGAGGAGCUACAUGCAUUGGACCCCAAAAGCAUCCAGGGACAGGCCCGCCGGCUGCUGUGUGAUGCCUACAUGUGCAUGUACCAGAGCUCUACUAUGAGCCUGUACAAGUAAAAACCCUCAGCUGCCCAGCUAUCCCACCUCUAGGGCAGGAGAUAUCCAGAGACCAAAAAAAUAAAACUGAAAGAAAAAGGACUGGCAGCCACAUGGGAAUGCUGUCUAGAGUUAACCCUCUUCACCCUGUCUUUCCUCAAUUCUUGCCCAUGUCUCCAAGACCAGGAGACCAAGGAGUGGAGGAGAAGCCUAUUUGCACUGUGCAUUAGUUUAAGUGUUGCGUUAUUCACGUAGUCCUCUGUAGCUUCCCUGUGCCUCAAAACUGAGCCUUGGUGGCAUGUGAUCCAGCAAAGAUCUACGUCUUGUGGAGGGGGGCAAGAAAGAGAAACUAGGGUGGGAGGGCGUGUCAGCCUUGUCUCAGUCGAACAAACACAUGCAACAUAAACAAGGAAAACGAACAAGAGGACAGAGGGCACCUCAUCUAUGUUCUAAAACAGGGAGUUUUGCUUUUCUUAAUCAGUGUAUAAAACAGGAGCUUUCCUUAAUGUCAGCACUUAGGAAGUACCACCGUGUGCAGACCCUCAUUCAGCCUGUGUGUACUGUUUGAAAAGCUCGUGUAAAAUCGCUGUAGAAUAGAAUUCACCACUGUAUCAGCCGUGUACCAUCAACAGUAUAGAUGUCCACCUACCGUACAACUUCAUAAAGACCAGAGUACUCUUCUCUGUGAACUGGUAUGGAUUUUUACCCAUCAAUGGUGUGUAGAUGUCUUAACAGCCUAUACGUUACAAUUGGAUAAUGCACAGAUGUAGCCAUUAUAAAAGUCUCACUUUGUGCUGCAUGAUUACCAAACUAAUGCUGCAUUUUUACUUUUUUAA
Molecule: messenger RNA, 3869 nt
Organism: Lampris incognitus (smalleye Pacific opah)
Lineage: Eukaryota; Metazoa; Chordata; Actinopteri; Lampriformes; Lampridae
Gene: cyld
Product: cylindromatosis (turban tumor syndrome), a
Exons: 16
Coding region: 301-3054 (917 amino acids)
Biological process (GO): positive regulation of extrinsic apoptotic signaling pathway; protein K63-linked deubiquitination; necroptotic process
Cellular component (GO): cytosol
Molecular function (GO): K63-linked deubiquitinase activity; cysteine-type deubiquitinase activity
Source: RefSeq, a predicted model, not a curated record